Nymphaea colorata (pocket water lily) is the source of this 3108-nucleotide messenger RNA. RefSeq lists its product as uncharacterized. Gene Ontology annotation, molecular function: nucleic acid binding; zinc ion binding. The transcript has 2 exons. Lineage: Eukaryota; Viridiplantae; Streptophyta; Magnoliopsida; Nymphaeales; Nymphaeaceae. The record is from RefSeq and is a predicted model, not a curated record. The coding region runs from base 1570 to 2613 and encodes 347 amino acids.
CUUUGUGGGGACUCUGAUAAGUAGCUGCACAUUGAAACCCUCAUUUGGUUAACGGUUUUUUUUUGCAGACAAAUAAUAGAAGAUCGAGAGAGAGAGAGUACCAAUGUGUGGAUACAGAAUUAGUGCUCAGAAUCUCUUGAACAGAAAUGUUAUCAUCUCUAUCUUCUAGUUCUCGGCAAGAAAAGCGGCAACAUUGAUGAAGGGAUGGUCGAGACUAACAGAAGCAUAGAUGGAGGGGAAUUUGUAGAGAGAGAGAGAGCGUGGGGUUCCUUAAAAGGGUUUCUCCCUUUUCCUGUCUGUUCCUUUCAUAGUUAGUAGGAGAAGCAAUGAUGAAUUAGAGACCUGGGACUGGCAUGAAAAUAGAGUGGCUCUGGGAUUGGAGUUCUGCACUUUAUCUUUUUCAAGUUCGUUGUACAUCUGACUUAACACUGAUCUCAAGCUGAUACGUUUGCACCCUAGCUUCUAACAUAUCAGCAACUCUGGGUGUACUGCACAUUGUCACUGGAAAAUAUAUGGAGUUGCAUGCAGCUGAACAUUGAGUAUUCCCAUGGUUAAUACAACAUUUUUCCUAUGGAUAAUUUAAAUAUUUAAUGCAACUUUUUUUUUUCUUAAUAAAUUUAGGGCCCAUGUUUUUGUUUCACAUCUUACUAUGUGUGUUAAAGAUACAAAAAAGGGGUUUUCUGAAAUAUUAGGAAGUUAGGGAAGGUCUCUUUAAAUGUUUUGUUACUUUUAGUGGACUUCUCUUGUAAUUUUCCCUAACCCUAAUCUCUUAAUAGAGAUUAAGGUCACGUAAUGCAAGAUAACUUUUUGCUGCCUCUCUCUCUCUCUCGUAACAUGGUAUCAGAGCGGGUGUGGGCGUCGACGGCAGAGUGCACUUUCCUGUGACCUUCUCCGGCGAUCACCAUCUUCUCUGGCGACAAUUUUUCCGGCGAACAGCCAAGUGAGUUCGUUCCUUUUUUUUUCUUUCGUUCUCUCCCUUGUCACCGCUACUCCUUAUUCCCUCUUAUCACCCAAUAAGGAGACAGUGAGGGAAUAGGGGUUGGGCGUGCCGUGAGAAGGAGGACCUGAUCACGCCUAUGUGGAAGGCGUGAUCAGAUCCUCAUAUUGGUCGUAUGAAGAGACUAUUGUGGAUGCAGCGUGACGUGUGACGCUGUGGUUUGUGAUGAUCGUAAAUACAGUUUCGGUAAAGUCAAGCUGCGUGAGGUGUUGUGGAUGCUUUGUGGAGUCUAUGUGCUGCUUAUAAAUUCAAGUUUUUGAAUAUGAUCAGAUUUUUUCUAUAGAUCGUGGAUACAAAUUCAGUAAAGAAAGGCUGCGUGAGGACUGUUGCUGAUCCUUAGUACAAGUUUUUUGUUUGAUUUCGUGGAUUUCUUUGACACGUGGACAGGAAGUUUUAUGAGAACUAGCUGCUGUUAUAAGUGGCAGCAGUCUUCAGUCGUUGGGAGCAACAGUCUUCAGUCGUUGGGAGUUCAUUCUUGUUUUUGUCAUCGGCUGAACCAGAUCUGAAGUGACAGUAAUUUCCUAGCCCUCUUUCUUUAAACGUUUGCGUCAAUCUGGUCUUUUUUAUUUACUAUGGCUGAAAACAGUAAAUCUGAAGGGUCUAAUGACUACAAGAUGGUUGGGAAUUCAUUCUCUUAUGGAACCACGAUGAAACUUAAUGGCUCAAAUUAUGAAAUAUGGUCUAGGGUAUUCAUAAUGUCGGUGGCUGGUCAUAGGAAGAAAUAUAUUCUUGAGGAGGAUGAACCUAUUGAGAAAAAAGGAAUAUAUGCUGCGUGGGAUGAAGAUAAUUAUAUUGUUAUGUCUUGGAUUAUGAAUAGUGUGGAGUCUCAUAUAGCCCCAACUAUUGCAUAUUAUACCAAGGCCAAGGAUAUGUGGUCUUUCUUGAGAAAGACAUACUCGCAUGCCACUAAUGUAAUCAAGAUCCUACAACUAGAAGAGGAGUUAUGCAACAUUCGACAAGGGGAUCAGGACCUAUCUCAAUAUUUUGCUACUUUGACUGCUGCAUAUGAACGGUUAAAGGCUCUUCGCCCACCUUGCCAGCAUUGUUAUGCAUCACACGUUGAGACUGGUAUGGUGGCAAAGUUCUUAUCUGGCCUAUCUUCAGAAUACUCUGUGGCAAAGUCUCAAAUUCUAACAGGCAGUGAACUUCCAGAUUUAGCAGACACGUAUAAUAGGCUGAGUCGCUUUGCAGCCACUCUUUCUCAGACUACGCAUGACAUACCAGUCUCUGCACUUGUGAUAUCAGGAGGACGGGGCCCUAGUUCUUUUGGAGGCACUAGGGGGCGUGGUACAGGCCGUGGUGCUGGACGUGGCAGAUUUCAGUGCUCUUAUUGUGGCAAAAUUGGUCAUCUAGAGGACCGUUGUUGGGACAAAUAUCCUCACCUCAGGUCUAAUGUUUCCUCUGGACGUGGUGGAGGUAGAAUCACCACAAGCAGAGGUCCUUCUUCAUCCCAGGCAACUCAUUCAAAGGCAACAAUAUCUAUGGUUGAGUCUUCUACUGAUCCUUCUAUAUCUAUGUCAUAUUCUCUUAACCUAAGUAAGGAUGAAUAUGAUCGUGUUCUUGCUCAGAGGUCUGGCUCUACAUCUGCCUCUACAUCUACAAUGCUGCUGUUGUAGAUUCAGCAUUCUCUGUUGGUGCUCCUACUGCUGAUCCAGGACUUACCAACUGGGAAGAUGAUUGGUGGCGGCCAUGAGCGUGAGGGCCUUUAUUUUUUGUCAAUCCCAGUUGAUGUUGCUGCAUCUUCAGUCCCUUCCAAGCCUUCUCCCUUCCAAUGGCAUCUCAGAUUGGGUCAUCCUUCCGUACCAAAACUUCGUCGCAUGUUUCCAGACAUUCCUGCAUCAGAGUCCUUCUUAUGUGAUGCCUGCCAGUUGGGCAAGCAUACACGGAGCAGCUUUCCUUCGAGUCAGAGUCCAUCGAGUCAGAGUCCUUUUGAUCUCAUUCAUGUGGAUGUAUGGGGUCCUAGUCGGGUUCCUUUUCGAUCAUGUUUUCGAUAUUAUCUUGUUCUAGUUGAUGAUUUUACUAGAGUCAGUUGGGUUUUCUUGUUAAGGGAAAGAUCUGAAGUCAUAUGUAUUCUUCAAAAAUUUAUCAAGGAAAUAAAAACUCAGUUUGGA